Molecule: messenger RNA, 14607 nt
Organism: Lepisosteus oculatus (spotted gar)
Lineage: Eukaryota; Metazoa; Chordata; Actinopteri; Semionotiformes; Lepisosteidae
Source: RefSeq, a predicted model, not a curated record
AACUCCAUGAAGGUGAUGUUCAAGUGCUUGUGGAAGAACUGUGGGAAGGUUCUGAGCACAGCAGCUGGGAUUCAGAAACACAUUCGUACUGUACAUCUGGGGCGUAACUGUGAGUCGGAGUGCAGCGACGGUGAGGAGGACUUCUACUACACCGAGAUCAAGCUCAACACGGACUCCGUGGCCGAGGGGCUGAGCAGUCUCUCUCCCGUCUCGCCCUCCGUGCUUUCCCCCUCGGCCGCCCGCCCUGGCGCCCCCGAGCCGGGCCGCCCGGAGACCGCCAGCGCCAGGGGCGAAGGAGGCAAGCUCGCCACCCCCCUGAGCCGCUCGGCUCCCAGCACCCUCUACCUCGUCCACACUGACCACGCCUACCAGGCAACUGCACCUGUUAACAUCCCGAGUUCAACCAACUUCACCCCAAAUGGCAGCGGCAGCUUCAGUAUUUCCUGGCAGUCUCCUCCGGUCACCUUUACUGGCAUACCUGCCUCGCCAACACACAGCCGGUCACAGAGCUUUGUGGAGCAGCGCCCCCAGGCCAGCACUGUCCUGUCCUCCCCCCCGAGAGCUGCAGGCGGUCUCAGGAAAUCCCGAGGGGAGGGAAGGAAGUGCCGCAAGGUGUAUGGCAUGGAGAACCGGGACAUGUGGUGCACGGCCUGCCGCUGGAAAAAGGCCUGCCAGAGGAAGGAGAAGGCUUCUGUCAGCGGUUCCGUUGUUUGCUAGGGGGAAAUACGGUUUUCUCCUUUUACUAUCUUCUUGGCAGUGGAGGAGAGACGACGGAAAGGCAUCCUCUUCAGUGGGAGUAGGAAAUGCUCCACCUGGUUGAAUUGAUCCUGACGUUGGAGUUAAGGAUGAGCCGAAGCAGAGUUUACACUUCAUGGAGGGAGACCACCUGCAAAACUGCUUUCUCUGCUACCUUUCUGGAACUGAUUUCACAGAAAACCUGAGCUUUUUUUAUGUCCAUUUUUAUAUGUUUGCUGAUGACUUUUUCAGGGAUUUGCUCUAAGAAAACCAGCAGCUAUGUUUAUACGAGACUGAUCUCAGUGACCAUCUGUUUUUAUCGCGUGGAAAAACUCAACGUGUUGCAACCAAAAAUAUGAAUCUCCUUUUUUGUUUUUAAACACAAUAGCUGUCAUUUAGCACCAGAAAUUUGUAAGAGUUCAAACUUUACAGGCAGUAUUGAAGCCAAUCAUUAAAGGGCCAUAUUUUUUAAAGGUGGGUGUUUCUGCUGUAGGUCUGGCUACAACCAGAAUUUACAUCUGCUGUUUUUCUUUUUCGUCACAACACAUGAACAAAACAUGACUCAUCGGCUAAACAAAGGUAUUGAAGCAUGCCCAAAUGUAAUACUUGUUUUUUUUUAUGACAUUGCACUCUAUGUUGUGCUCACCAGAAGACAUUUCUUAAUCUUGUGUACAAAAAGAUAGAUACUUUAUUAAUCCUGUAAGAGAAAUUGCUGAAGGUAUAUGAAUUAAGGAAUAGACAUCUGUGGUUCUUUCUCAGCCUCUGUGAGAAAGCUGUGCAUACACUCUUUUUACCUGUACCUUGUAGGCUUUCUUAGCGACUGAUUUUUUUUUAAAGACGUUUAUUCAGAGUGUUUGAUUCUUUGUUUCAAAUGGAGGUGUGAAGUCUGAGAAGACAGACAAGUGUUAGAAGCACAAUAUCAAAGGCAGAAUUACAAAAGAGCCCACUCACCCGAUUAUAUUUUUGUUUUCAUGCGAAGGGAAGAGUUUCCCUAGUGUUAUAAGCUAUUUUUGAAAGCGUUCCAGUGUUGCCACCAUGAACCUUCAAAUGUGUCGUCAGCAUGACGUCUUUGCCAGGCUGCUGAAAAGAACAAACGAUUGGAUGAGGAGUGCUUUCAGUAUUGCUGCAUCAUCAUAUUUCCACUGUUCAGAAGGAGGAAGAUUGUCAUUUAAAAAAAUUCCAGUCCUGAUAUGUGCUGGGGGUUUAAAGUCUAUGGAUAAGUUAGUCAUUUUCAAUUGUGCACCUCGGGCAAGGGUAACUGGCUCACACCAGACGAUGUCUUUGUAGACACCGGCUUCAAAACGUAGAUGUUGAGCUGUUAAGUCACGCAGCUACCAUUCACUUUGAUGGAGGGGGCCAAGAAAUUGAAUACCGUGUUUUAACCCUGCUACUGCUUUUGGAUUGAUCUUGGCUACCAACACUCACAGUAGUUUUUUUUUCUCCCAGUGGUCCUUGGUUUUUUAUUAUCAGUUAAUCCAGCUGCUUAUUCCAGUAGAAUCAGAAGGCAAAUUUAGCUGUGUGUGUGUGUGGGACUCAAGAAAAUGGGGUGGGAAAUAUCCAACUCUCUUCUACGAUGAGAAAUCCUGUUUUGUGACUUGUAAAUGCAACUUGUUGGGUUGAUCAGGAGCUUUCAGCAGCACACAUUUGAGAAUAUAUAUUGAAAAGGAGGCACUUAUUUAGCCGAAAAACAUUUGGUCAACUCAUAGAGUGACAUAGAAUGAACACAAGGAAAAAGAUCUGUGGAGAGACUGGCCGUUCCGGCACCGUCACCCGUUGUCAACUGACAGUAGGGUUAGUUGGAUUCUAAACUUUCCAUCUGUCUAUGACGGCCUUGUUAUCUGUGCGAAGUGAAACUUUAACACCGCCACAGUCCUUCGGUUUCGCUGCCGGAUGGACCCCUUGGCCUUGUCUUCACCACUGGAAGUAGACUUGUACUGUAAGUGAAUGCCGGGACUUUUGAUAGAAGGUACUUCAGUGGAGGAGAAGCUGGAUGUGCAGUACAUGGUGUAGCUAAUGAGUUGCCGGAUGACACUCUUAACUCUGAACACCUUAAACGCACACAAACAUCCCAGUUCACUUCCCCCCAGCAGGACGUUGUGUUCUGCAGCAAGGCUCCUGUCGCCUUUUGCUUUUUCCACAAUUCUGGAAUAUUCUGUGCCCUCCUCUUUGCGCUUCAUGUAUACGUUGACUUUGUUUUGAGAGUGAUAGUUUUCAGUUAGUCCCAUAAUCAAGCACUUAAUGAGCUCCUUAGCACUUAAAAAGAAAUUUUGUACAUAUGUGAGGGGCAAAUGUUAGGAGUCUCCAAAAUGGCACUUGUAAUGCUUUUUUAUUCACUUAAAUGAUUUUCAAGUGAAAGAGUGAAUUCAAAAUAGAGCUUUGGCAAUUGAUACAGCGUAAACAUCUCACCAAGUCUCGUGAAGUGUUUACUUUAGCAGUAGUCGGUUAAUUUUGAGGAUUUUUGUGCUCUGCAAGACGGAACAAAGAAAAAAUAACACUUGUUCUUGACAGAAAUGUCACCUUUGUGGAAAGGGGAACCACGAAAUCUAGGCGAAUGAAGCUCUCUUUUUUAGUUUGUGGAAGUAAGCUGGUAGCUUGUUCUCCUUCUGGAGAAAACCAAACUUACCAAUGGAGAGUUCUGUGCUGCACCUCAGGACAGCUUAAAAAUAGUCACACCAUUCCUUAGAUUCUAUUCCUUAAAUGUACUUACAUUUAGUUUGGUACAGGUUGGAAACAAUAUCUUCAGCCAGUGUGGAGUAUCUUUUUUCCUCCAGCUACAUUUCCUGCUCUUCCUUCGGUUUUGCUCCACUUGGCUUGCUGGCACAGAAUUGGUGAGCUUGUAGUUUUCAAUGGAAGAGCAUUGGUCUGGUGAUGGAGUCUUGAAAUUCCCAAACGUAGCUACAUUUACUGCACCAUUCCGUGGUUGCUGUGAUUUUUCAGAGCAUGACAAUCGCUCCAAAUCAAAUUUGGAAGUAUGGGGACAAAAUGUCUGCCAUUAGCAUCUCGUCACUUGUGGUUUUAGCUUUUUUUUACCAUGGUGGAGGAGACUUAUUUCCCAGCAGUCUUGCCAUGAAGCUACACCUCCAAGCACAGAGGAGAUACUGUAUUCAAUUUCUCUCAGGAUCUGCUCAAUACUUCUUUGUAUUUAGAGGUAACUACAUCUCAAGAGAUGUGCUCUUGUCGCUCUUGCAACCGAAGAGCUGGAAUGCCAUUCUUUAGAGUACAUCUACAGCUCUUUUUAUUACAAGGUGGGAUUUCUACCGAGAUCAAUAUUAAAAUAUUGGUUUUGGGUUGAGUUAUUAAACUACAAAAUGCUGAACUAGACCUCAGAACAAUAACAAAGUGUUACAGCUGUCAAAACACUACUUCAGUUAGCAGCAAACCUAAAUUCUGUAGGUUGGAAAUUGCAUUCAGAAAACAUUUUAAAAAAUGCUGUAAAGGCCCAACGUGAAUAGUACAUUAAGGGUUAAUGAUUUUUGUUUGCAUUAUUGGUGGCGUGCAUUACUUCUGUUUCAUCAGGCAAAUUAACCAUCUUUUAACUUCCUUGAUCAAUGACCUGAUCUUUUCUGAAUGUUUUCAGCAUUCAAAUGUUUUUAUUCAAAAGGAAGGAAAGCAUCAUCUAGAGCAGAUGCUAAUUUUGGGUUUGGCAGGGUCUCAACUCACCUUCUUCACUGGGUCUUUACUGCACCAAUGGCAGUUUGGUUGAACUGUGCUACGUUCUUUGUUUUUUCUAAAACACACGCAUGUUUAAGACUAGGUUAGUCUUUAAUAAAGCGGGAAUAAGUGUAUAAUAAAGAUGCAAUUGCUGUAUGGUAGAUUUAACCAUGACCCAUGCAGCUUCCAUUAAGCCGUCUUUUGUAGAAAGGUUUUCAAUCCUCAGCUAUACUUCACUAGACUUACAGUAAAUGGCGACACUUCAAAGGGUCAUAAAUAUGAAAAAUGAGCUUAAACUGAACUACAUGCUUAGAACUAUGGCGAGCCCUCAAACUCGAUUCUCAAAGCCAUGGAUCAGUGAAAUUCUGGUUAACUUCCAAACUGUGCCAGUAGGAACCCCUUCCUCUGCAGUUCUAGUACAUGCCAGGAGGGCUAUGUUUGUGCAAAUGUGAUUUUCUGUACUUCCGGUGGCCUGUUCAGGGUGCACGUUCUUUAGUAUUCAAGAGGAGCAAAAUAAUAUCAGAGGGCAUCUUUGAGAUCUUCCAUGAUUGCUUUGUUAACGCCUCACCACAGGAUGGUCCCUGCUGAAGGCUGUUUCUCUGCCUAUGCAAUACUAUUGGCCCUUUUGGCUUCACAUAUUACUGUAACAGUGCUGCACAACACUGUUCUUGUUUGUAAGGAAAGCCGUUCCAAGCCUGACUGCUGGUGGGGAUGUUGGUGAUUAGGAACACUUUGUGCUCCCUCUGGUGGACGCUGGUGGUAUUAGUGCCUGCUGGUGUGUACAGCUAUCGUCCAUGUGGUCUUUAUGGUCCCUCGUGUACCACAUUUCAUUGCUCCAUGGUCCACAGGUUUAACAAUACAAUAGUUUAAAUAGGCCAACUAAUACAUAAGGUCCUUGUCUAGCAAACUGGUGUAACUUCAGUUGAGAUCCAUGCAUCCUUGAACUGGCCUAUUGAGCAUAUUUGAAGCAGUCGUUGCUUUUCUGUUGAAAAAUAUGUUUGUAGUUUGCAAGUUAGUUUUAACCUUUUAACCACUUAAGGGGCUUCUUGUACUGGGCUUGGAAGAGCCAACUGGUAGCUUUAACCCCUGAUUUUUAGACUCUGCUGUGAGCCCGUGGACUGCUCGUGACAUCAUGUCCCAUAUACAGUAGACUUCCCGCAGUUUGCUCAGGGACAGCAUAAUGCUUUGAUAUCCUGUCCCUUUUUCUGAGUGGCGAAUGAAUGCAUGUGGUUGAAGUGCUAUUGUAAAAUAGACAAACAGCACAAGGUUUUAAUCAGGUAGAGCAGUGUUUAAUGGGUCAUGUUGAUACAGAAACAACCUUUCCUUGUAAGCAGAUAUCCUAUCCAGGUGGGAUACUGGGGGACUUCUAAGGGUACAGAUUUAACAUGAUUAUGAAUAUACUGUAUGACUUCCCCUUGAGGGAUGACGAAUUCUUUCUGGAGAGCUGUGAUACUCGUAUGUAAUUUCUACACAGAUUAAUUAAUGGAUAGUAUUCAACGUCCAGGGAGAUAUAAUAGGAUGUUGAGUAAUGAAUAGCCUUUCAGCGCUGAAAGGACUUCAUCCAGUGUUUCUGCGGAGCCUGGUGCUAUACAGUGGUGAGUACACGUUGUAUGUGAAAAACUGAUUUAUUUUCCAUUCCAUUGUGAUUAAUAUUAGUCAUCGACAGAAGGGGCUUCUGGGAAAGUCGCAGGUAGUAGCAUGUGUAGUCAAAAUUGUAACCCGAUGAGUGCUGUACAUCUCCUGCAUGUUCUAUCCCCCAAGUUGUAGGUGCUGUCUUGUGGGAUAGUGUCCUGCUGGAUUGUUGUCUUGUCAGGAAGAUGAGAUCCCAGAACUGGAUAAUGUAGGGUCAAGCCAUCUAGUUGUCAUCUGUUACUACAGUACAAGAGGGAUCUCCUGCCCAGAUCUGGUCUAUUGGACAUGACAAUUGGUGUUUUGUUCGGCACAAAGCCUAGAUUCAGGGCUAAAGAGGACUUUGAUCCAUCGUUGAUGAAUUUACAAGGUGUUGCUCCAAUAACCUUGUUCAUUCAAGACAUUGUUCUCUUGAAAGGGGGAGUAUUGCUUCUUUUCUGUGUCUAUCAUUCCUGACUGCUUUUGUCACAUAUGAAAUUCACCGGGUGAAAUGGCCUAUCAGCUGCGUUCAGUCUAAAUCAUGAGGAGAUUUAGUGCUCUCUCCAUGACCACAUCGUCAAAGUGACUUAAAUGGAUCUGUCACGAUCACGAUCCACUAAUGAAAAUACUGCCAAAUCAAAACCCAAAAUUUGUAUUUGUAUAUCUUUUUAAUAAUAAAAAUGCAACACUUUUAGUGAUAGUUUUCAUUCUAAAUACAAAUAUUUCACUUCUCAGAGCUAUGGAAAAUGGUUAAAGAGGUGUCUGGUGGAGCUUGGAAAAAUGGAUAGGGGAGUUUGAUGCAGUCCUUUAAAAGAAAAAUUAAAGAUUGAGCCAAUUUAAGCUUUUACAGUAACAAUGGAUGGUGGCCAGUGUCAUCACCUGUCACUGUGCAAUCAAAUGUAGGAGGAUUAGGAAAAGACAAAAAAUGCAUAAUGUGCUUUUCCAGAACGCCAAAAAGAACUUCGAAGCCCAAUAUAGUUGUUUUGUGUAGGAGGAGUCACAGAGUGGGUGUGUUCACCACAAUUACUUGUUUUUAAAGCUGUAUUGCAAUGGUGUUUUGUACUGCCUGAUUUUUAAAAUUCUGGAACUGUCUGCACAACAUGGUAAAAGAAGCUGAAUAUCUCUUGAUAUUCAGUUAAUCCAUUGAAUUGAUGUCUUCUGUGGGAACUAAGUCUUUUUACAUUUCUAAGAUGUCUUAAAAGAAGUCCCAUUCAUUUCUAAACAAGCCUCUGGUGACUUCAAGUUGAAUGCUGUGGAACACAGACGGUUUUAUUUUCCUAAGGUAAUUCUUAGGAAGGCUUCUGUGAGUAAAGGAACGUUCUGGCACGUCCUGUUUGAGGCGCGGCUUGUCCAGAGGAUUAAAUUGGACGAGAGGAGGGAAUGCGUUUUAGCAUUCCUUUGUUUAAAAAGGAACGGGCGAAAUGUAUAAAAAAACCUUUGAAGCAGUGUGAAAGCAGAACUGGGAGAGAAGGGAGUCUGUGUCUUGGAGGCUUUGUAAGGGGUAACGGUACAAAAGUCAGGCACAGGUGGUGACUUUCCAGGGCUCAGAAGGCAUGCCUCUGCCCCAGCGCUCACCUCAUGGGGCGGGUUUGUUCUGGUGUCUGGGGGCGGCCGAGUGGGCUCACUGAGGUUGUGACGUGGCAGACACGAAGGUCAUUCGCCUCUGUGGCAUUCCCUGUCCCUGCUCUGAAUUGAAAUGGGCAGACAGUGGCUUCUCAGUGUGACCUAUAACGCCCAGUUCAGGCUCUUUUCAUUGACUCUAGCACCUGAUCCCUACUGAAGCCUUGGUGUGGGAGCAGAGUGUUUGUAGAGGUGGCCUGCUCCAGGAAUGCCUGGUUGUCAACGCCGUUCAUGGGAGGGGUGUAGUCUGGUCUCCCGGGAUGACCUACCCCUUACCUCCUAUCCAGCUCAGUUGGAGUGAAUCAACCCGGCAGGCUGCCUCAGAGGGCACGCACAGUUUGUGUUAAUGGUUCUUGUAUUUGAAGUGCAAGGUUGCAGCUGUGAGCUGGGUUUUAAUAGAAUAGUCGACUGAAAGGCAUGGCAGGGAAAGCAGGAAGCUGGAGGUUUUCAGUGUGGUGUCCCGAGCCUGUGUGUGCCAGGUCACUUCGGAGAUUGCUUUUCUCGUGCCACCUAUUAAGAAGUCAAGUCUGAUGUCCUCCAGCCUAUGGCUUUUCGCUUAGGCUGGUGAUGGAUUUAAUCAGGCAAAAAAUCCAGACAUGGUAUUUAGUAGCCAGUAGCUAAGUGAAAGCCAGUGGAUACCCUGCUCUCACUUACUGUGUUUCUAAUUUGACAUCCAUCCAUUUUCUAACCACUUCUUCCAGUUCAGGGUCACAGGGAGCCAGCGCCAAUCCCAGCCAGCAACGGGCGCAAGGCAGGGUACACACACGCCUAGGGCCAAAUAUCCCAGAAGCCAAUUAGCCUACCAGUAUGUUUCUGCACUGUGGCAGGAAACUAGAGCACCUGGAGGAAACCUGCAUGAACGCAUGAACUCCAUGCUGUCCUCUUACCUAGCAAGUCACCAGUUUAGUUGCAAACAUUGAAUUAAUGACCCACUCGUGCAAACCUACAGUAUAUUAAGAUAGAUACUUAAUUGAAUCCCGUGAGGGAAAUUGUAACAUUAAGUAUUCCUGCUAAUGUUCCGCUGUGGAAAAGGAAAACCUUUCAUGCAGAUACCGUACUUCAGAAUGCUCUGCAGUACCUUCAAAAGAGCAGAACUCGACAAAUUCUCUGUUGUAAUCGUCUCCGUUUUUAGUGUCUUAAGAAUGAGUUAUCUCGCUGCUUAUACCAUCAAGUACUGUGCUCUCUUGAUUCAAGGGGAAAAACAGCCGGUGUUGUUCUGGGUUGAACAAACGCCAACUCUCUGUGCUUUUUAAUACUGCAUGUGCAUGCGAAAUAAAAACGAAGUACUCGAUGUUUAUUUUAUUACAAGGUCUGAAGGUUUUGUUCCGGGAAAACAUCGUUUUUUUUGUGACAAAUGUAGUUGAGCUGAAUUGUGUGCAUUCUCGCUGUGGUGAUCGCCAUGUUCCAAGGUCCUGCUGUGAUACAGUUGAAAGCUGAUCUUAUUUUAUAUGGUUUCCGCACUAAAGACAUGCCGCUGCGAUUAGCACAUCUCCAUUCGUGCUGCCGAGGGAUGGGAGGGUGAGGAGACAGGUGAAGGAAGUUGACUGUUGAAAACAAAGCAAAACAAACAAAACACAAUGCUCAGGACCUCUUUCUGGUAGGCUUGACAAGCAGCAGGGAGAUUCAAAAGUUUAAGCCAUAGCAGAGAGCACUGUGUUUUUUUUUUCUCCAGAAAAUGAGGUUACUGAUGUCUCAGGAUAUCAAUUUCUUUUAAUGACAGUGGAAAUUUCUCGAAAUUGCUCGCCGCUUGUUUUAAGGGUGCAGAGCAAACGUAGUAGAGGGGAGGGGAGGUAUUUUCAAGACAUUUUCCCUUUAAGUGCCUGAAACCAGGCCUGUUGUUAUCUUGACCUUUUUUAAGUGUCCUACAAGUGAGGAGUCUGAUGCUUGCCGUGUAGUUCAUGAGUUAUAUGUUUGUCAUUUGUGUUUUUGCUGUGUCAAAUCAAUAAGAUCGUCUUCUCUUGUGUAAGUUGCAGUGGUGAAGGAGGCCAUUUUGAUAGAUUGUAGAAUGUAACUAAUAGGCACAGAAUAUAGCUAAUUCUUCAAAUAGCAUCCAGCUUAAGCGACAAUUAGUUAUUUUUCCCUAGAUAAAUUGCCAGGGAUGUACAUCCAGAAGCGAACAAACAGAGUCGCACAUUUAUAGCUUUAUGCCCAUAUUUCUUCAAGUAUUAAAUUGUUCCGUAUAUUUCCGAAAUUAGCCGUUUUUGUUAAUAAAAAAGAGCACAUCUCAUUUACAUUUCUUGAUUCCUCCCCCCCGUUCUCGUCGUCUUGUUUUUCACACUGAAAACGCCAUUUCAGCCCCAGCUGCUCAUUUUAAAAAGGCGUCCGGGUUCAGUGUCAAGGGGAUGUAACCUGUGCCUUUCGACCGCAUUGCCAACCACAAUGGUACAUGGCAUUUUACAGCACAAGUAAGCUCAAUCGCAAUUGCUGUGAAAGAUACACGUGUAACAUUUAUGUUGAUGUGUUUAUUUAAAACAAAAACAAACUGAAUAAAGUGAAAAGAGACCUGAAGAACCCAUAGCCCCGAGAGUCUAUAGUGGGUGUAGCAGAAUAUAAUAACAUACACGGGUGUCUCUAGAAUAGAUGGCUGAAGUCGGGGUUAAGUCGCCAGAGGGCGGGGUCGCUACAUUCAGCGAAAGGCAUUCUUCUCCUUCUCACUAUGAAAUCAAUGACCUGGUUGCACCUGGAAUCGCCAAGACCUUAUAAAAGCCGUGUCUGACGAGCGGAGGGUUAUUAUCUCGCAAGACCUUUAGGGUUACUGAGAAUAGUGAGCACUAAAAAAAAAUAAAUAAAUUGAGGAACAUAAACUGUUUGCGAGAGGGUGUUUUACUACGAUUAUACUCGUAAGAGUAGAGUGUCAGAUUAGGUUUACACCGGAUAAUAUUGGUAGCAUCCCCGGUCGCUUUCCCCGUCGGGACGCCGGUAAAGAGAAGGCGGCUGAUGAGCGCACCCGGUCAAACGGAAUCUACCAGGUAAGGAAAUUGUUACUGCUGUUGAAGUAAAGCUAGGCUUUUGGUUUUGGGGUUUUCGUGAGCUAGACCCCCCCCUGCCACUCCAUCAUGGAAGCGGCAUCUUCCCCAAGAGGCUUGUCCGUUGACCCUUUUAAUAUCCUACUUGGAGACUCUUGGGUUCUUCAGGGUGCCUCGUCGCUUGACGCAGUCACCAUCCGAGUGGGACGAAAUGAUGUGCGUGCGCUUUCAGUUUGGAAAGAGCUUUUAGAAGUCUUGUAUUGCUUUUCAAAGCCCAAUACUGGUAACUGCGUGAAGUAAUCUAGCACGAAGACGUAGUAUCCGUUUUUUUUUCCUUGUCGGGAAAGUGGGAGCGAGUACACGUCCUGAGCAGUUAGCGCACAAGAAAACGCCAUGAAGAACACGUCUCUAUAUUUUGCUUGGGGAAAACGUUUUGUUCAGAAUCCCGGCUGGUAGACCCCUCGCAUUUUCUGUCUGAAUUGCACUUUUGUUAUGGUUGUCUAUCGGAAAUACGGUCUGCAUUUUUAGAGUUAUACUAUAAGAUUCGAGUUGUGUGUGUGUUUGCACCUGUUGUGACCUGGGCGGCCAGGUGUAGUCAGGCUGGAGUUACGAAUCCAUAACUGAGACCAGAAUGGGCCGCCAAUGUUGGAGUCCAUGUUGAUAUUGAACACGGUUAUCUCCGUUAGCUGUAAGCUCUCUUUUGCUCACGUUUUGUUUUUGAAACGGUAACUGCUUUGUGCUCCAGUUUUUAUGUCUGCUGCAAAACCGAAAAACGGCAGUCUUUUGUCAUGCUAAUUUUACAUGCGAUACAAUGAGUAUAAUUACAAAUACAAAGAAAGUUAUAAUGUUGGGGGUAGUGACUCAGUUACAAGGGUACCUUCCCAAGCGUUUUUCCCACAAGACAUUUAUUUUUAUGUUGCUUUGUUUAGUAUGUAGGUGAAUAAAAGAGUUAGGUGUUGAGGGGUCAGUAUGUACAGUAUACAGUAGUAGUUGAAUUUUGUUGACGGGUUCAAGUUUUCUGCCCCGUCUGAAGGACGUGGUUUGUAAAAACAAAAGCAGUGUGGUUCUUCAGUGCAGAUAUGAAAUUGCAGAAAAGUGUUUGCAUGCAGUUGGAAUAAUCUUAUUCAUUAAUUAGAUUCAUUAAUCUUUCUCCACCAAAAUCUAUGUGCUUCCUGAUGUUUUGAAACUCCCUCCCCCCAAAAAAAUAAAACGCAUAUAACCCCUUAACAAGUCCUUUCUCACACUUGGUCUGAAAAUCUGAAAAUGAAUGUAUUCUUGUCAGUGACAGCUUUUCUGUCUCUGUCAGUAGAUUGGUUGACAAUGAGGAGUUUGUCUGCUCUCAACUGCUUAAAAAUCCUUAUUGCCAAAUAUAGAUAUCUGAGUGCUGUGCACAUUUUGAGCAAAAAAAAAAAGUUGUGGGGUCUUGAAAGCUUCACAAAGAAACUAUGGUCUUAUGCAGUAGAUGCAUUGGAUGAGUUCAGCUGUAUUUGAGAAUUUGCAUUAUAUUAAUGUAAAGGAAUUGUUUCCUUCUGAAACAGUCAGUGUUUUCAUGGUUCUAGGUUCUAGGUGUCCCUGAGUCUUUGCAGGCCAAAAGCCAUACCUGGUUGUCAGUACUGACCCACUCCACCGCUGUGUCAAGUGGACUCGCUAGACUUCCCCCUCGAGGCUUCCAGAAUUAUCCUGGUCAUUUAAAAGAAGUGUUUUGAUCCAGAGCUUCCUUUUCCCCUUGGUGGGGGAAUGUUGUCGUUCAGAAAUUUAAAACCAUUACAGAUAUGUACAGUAAAUAAGCCUGGAUUGUAAUAUUUCUAUAGCCACUUGCUUUCUUUUACUUAACAUGUACUCAUGCAGUAGUAGCGAUCGUCUUUGCAGAUGUAUCUUUGAUUCAAAAUGCUGAAGAUCUUGAAGUGGCACCUGUGGAUUAUUUCUAGGAAUGUCAGGUUCACAAUUACAGUAUGUAAAGAGCUGUUAAAUGGCAAUGAUAUGAAGUGAUCUCAGGUGAAGCAUGAGCUGGGAUAAGGAAAGGGACACGGAUGAAGGAAUUAAGUGACUCAUCUUCCACAGCUUUACACACUCUUUGGUCAAUAAAGCUGUUCAUCUGUUUUUCUUGUGCUGAGUGGCACAAUGCAGUGCAAAAAAAACAGGCUCAGGAGAAUGAAUUAGCUCUGGUCUUACUUUUGGGUGAGUUUUUUUUUGGGGGGGAGUGGAAAGGACUCCGGUUCAUGGGAGAAAAACAGUGUUAGGCAAAUGUUGGUCCUUGACUUGAAAUAACCAAACACAAACUCAGGAAUCUGGCUUGUAAUUUAAUGUAAAGAGGAAUGAGAUGGCCUUUAAAACUAAGCAAAAAAAAAAAGUCUUCUUCUCUAGGGUAAAGGUGCUUCAUCUCUUGAUUGCAAAAAACAUUCUAAAAAACAAACAUUUCCCUGUCGGUCUCUGUGCAGAAUUCCUUUUCUUCAAAAGUGUUGAAUUUCACCAUACUUAUAAUAUGCAUACGUUAUAUUCAUACUGUUGAGGAAGGUGUGAAUAGAAAGUAGGCUGUACUUGGUUGCAUAAUGUUCACCUCAAAAUUACCUCAAGCAGGGGAGAUGACAGCAUGGUUUUAAGAACCUGGUGACAAACAAGGUUGACUGCUAAAUACUGUAAAUGCAAGCGUCUCAAGUAGAUCAGUGCUAUACUAUACAAGCACUUUUUUUUUUAAAUUUUAAAACUGGGUGUCCCCCACCCUCUGGGAGUCUUACCAUCAGAACAUCUGAACAUUCAAGGGGUUCUCCAAAGCACACGUGGACAAAUGAGAUUUUUUUUCCUGGCACAUCCUUCUUUUAAGGCCAACCCCAAUAGGCUGACAAGCUUGCACAAGCCACAUUGUGCUUAAGAUGACCUUUACUGCGUGAAACCGAGAUUCUCCCUGCUACAGUAUAUAUCCACAGCAAGGCAUCAGGAUAAUCUGGAUGGGCUUUUAUAAAUGUACCUUUUGGUUUAAAGAAAUGGAUUCAGUGUCUUUUGUUAAGUCCCUUUAAAAUUGAACCAGGAGAAAAAACAAACAAACAAGCGACACUAUGCUACAGUGCAGGAACGAUAUCGGGGUUUAUAAAAUGAUGCUUCGAAACAUUUCAGCACGUCAUGAGCGUUCACUGUAAAUCACAAUCUCUGGCAGAACCAGUGGAACCUUUGGGAGAUUUUGCCUCGGAGGCAUCAAAGAAUUCCGAUUUAAUAGAACAAUCUGGGCUGUGAAAAAUAGAAAAUCGCACAGAAUAACUUCUAUGUUCUAUUGUAGGCAAAGUGGUGUUUCAAAGGUUUUGCCGUAGGACGUUGGCAAGUCAAAGUACCACAUCUCUUCCUAUUGUGGGGGUGGAAGCCAUUUAAUCACGAAUGCUGAACUUGAAAUCUCUCGCUUCUCAGAUGUCUGAAACCAAAGCAGUGUCUUUUGGAAGAGUUUCCAUCCACAGUUGCUGAAGUUAGCAGGGGUCGCAUUUCGGAAGUUGCCUGCGCCUGAAACGGCUUUUCGUGUCUCGAUAAAAGGAAUAAGAGUCGGUCCAUCCGAGAUGAUAAGAGCUGCAGAGGCGAAAUGCAAGGCGGUGCGAAAGAAAAAAAAAAGCAGUUGAGUUUUUAUAAUCUACUAAACAAAUAUUUACAUGAAAUAAGUGUUUUACAUGAUGUAAGAAAAGUAUAUAAAAAGCUGUUUUUAAACAAAAAACUACUUGCUGAACGCGAUGUUUCACUUAUCCAUACAUGCCUUUUCUGUUAUACCAUGAACUGUAGAAAAAAAAAAGAAUGUUGUGCUUUUCUAAUAGAAACAAACAAAACUGACUGUUAACUUUCAAUUGCUGGCCGUACUAGUUAUUUCACAAAGCAGCUGUAUAUACCCACUGUAUAUAACUCCGGACAUGGUAUUGUGUGAUCUUGUGGUCAUGUCUUUAUGGUGCUUGUAAGUACAGCGGUUGUUUUCUUUCGGUGUCGUUCUCUUCGUGAGGCUUUCUGUGUCCUGAUCUCAUAAGCAAUCGACGGAAAUAAAGAUUUUUUGGCAGCUGUU